UGCAGUACUCAGCAUCAAAUACUCUAGAUGCAAAUCAUAAUAUUGUAUAUUUAACUCGAUAAUUCUGUAAUUGUACAAAGAAAUUGUGAAAAUGAGUGUUCAAAUGAAAUAAGUUAAUCCUCAUCCUAUCGUGUGGGUUGUGAGGUGGAAUACCAGCCUCAGCAACCGUGGUGUCAGGGUUAUUAUUGAGCCGCCAACGGCCCAAUAGGUUAAUAUUACUUAUUAUUGAACUAACAUUAACUUUAUUAACGAUGGAUGUAUUGAAAGACUCAUCACCACGUAAAUGUAGUUUUGAGGAGGCAUUAGAUGUAACAGGUUUCGGAAAAUAUAAUAUGGCCAUGCUGAUAUCCUGCUGUCUGAUCAUCCUGGCGAUGUACCUUGAUAUAUUUGCACUGUCGGUGGUCUUGCCGGCAGCAGCAUGUGACUUCGGACUGACGACCAGUCAGCAGGGUGCUAUGUCUGCAAUGCCUUUGAUGGGUGUUAUGGUAUCAUCAUACGCAUGGGGACUUUGUGUGGAUACAAUAGGUCGAAGGAAGACACUAUUAAUAGCCAUGCCAAUUGGAAUACUACUAAAUAUAGCCACGAGUGUCGCUUCCAGUUUUGCUUAUUUGGCAACAUUGAAGUUUUUAUCCGCUACUUUUACAUCAUCAGCGAACGCAGCAGCAUUCGUGCUGUUGGGUGAGAGCGCGUCGAGACGUUACCGUAGUCGCUGCAUGUUCCUCAUGGCGAGUGCUACCAUGUGCAGCCAACUGAUAAUUUGCGCGAUCGCUCUCCCAGUCUUCAGCGCCAGGUUUUCGAUACCGAUAUCCUGGUUGAACAUGGAGUACCGACCUUGGCAUCUUCUGUUGCUGAUGAUCAGCUUGCCAGGAGUCUUUGGAGUAGUAGGUAUAGCGGUGUUAUGUGAAAGUCCAAAGUUUCUUCUGAGCAAAGGACAAGAGAAGAACGCUUUAAAAGCAUUAAAAUGUAUUUACAUAUGGAAUACCAGGUCAAAGGGUGAUUUCCCUGUCACAGCACUGUAUCUAGAUGAUACUGUAGCAUCUACGGACACAAAACAAAACGAUAAAGUUUCGUUUAUUCGAAAGAUGUGGGAUCAAACAGCUCCUCUAUUCAAGCCUCCUCUACUCAAAAAUUCUGCUGUUGUUUACUAUUUGCUUCUGUGUGCUUAUAUGACGUCGACUGGUUUUACGAUGUGGAUACCUACCAUAGCAAACGCAUAUUUCAGCAGUAACGACAGUUCAGGGAAAACUUUUUGCGAAGUUGCGAGCACUGCCGCCAGACCCAAACACAAUGCAAGUGUCGACUGCAACAAUGUGAUUCCUUCCUUAACGCUUUAUGCCGUUAUGGUCUACUCCGGAGGAGCCGCCGGAGCAAAUGUCCUUCUCUCGUUUAUCGUUAAACCCUUUGGAAAGAAAAGGACGACGCUAUUGACCUUCUUCAUCUCGACAGUUUGCGGCAUUUUGUUGUUCUUCGUGAAGAUACCACUCUUGAGCAUCGCGUUGUUUUAUGCGUUUUUGUACGUGGCGGUCAUUUUGGGAAAUGCCAAUACAUACUUAGUGGAGCUGAAUCCUACUUAUUUAAGAGGUAUGGCAACUUGCUUGUCGGUGAUAGUGGCGCGAGGAUUUGGCUUCAUGAGCGUUCAGCUGAUCGCUACGGUCCUCGCUGAUCACUGUACUCUUAUGCUGGUUGGAUAUGUCGCAUUGGUUUUCUCUGGAUUUCUAGCGGCCAUGUUUUUACCCUCAGAUUGUAAAAUGGAUGACAGCAGCAAUGUAAACCUAAGUCCUAAAUAAAUAUUAACUAUCA
Pectinophora gossypiella (pink bollworm) is the source of this 1800-nucleotide messenger RNA. Its product is annotated as putative transporter svop-1. The transcript is spliced from 10 exons. NCBI's taxonomy places the organism in Eukaryota, Metazoa, Arthropoda, Insecta, Lepidoptera, Gelechiidae. Bases 252 to 1787 code for a protein of 511 amino acids. Gene Ontology annotation, biological process: transmembrane transport. The record is from RefSeq and is a predicted model, not a curated record. Gene Ontology annotation, molecular function: transmembrane transporter activity.